AGGCCGACUGGGGACCAUGGAGACCCAGAGGGACAGCCCUUCCUUGGGGCGGUGGUCACUGUUGCUACUGCUGUUGGGCCUGGUUAUCACUCCAGCCACCCCCCAGACCCUUAGCUACGAGGAAGCUGUGCUCCGUGCUGUGGAUGGCUUCAACCAGCGGUCCUCAGAGAAGAAUCUCUACCGUCUCCUUCAGCAGGACUCACAGCCCGAGGGAGACGGGGAUCCAAACACCCCGAAGCCUGUGAGUUUCAAAGUGAAGGAGACUGUGUGCCCCAAGACGACACAGAGGCCACUGGAGCAGUGUGAUUUCAAGGACAAUGGGCUGGUGAAGCAGUGUGAAGGGACAGUCAUCCUGGACCGGAACAGGGGCUACUUUGACAUCAACUGUGAUGAGAUUCUACAAGUCAGGAAAUUGGGCCAGCUGGGUGAGCUUAUCCAACAAGGUGGGCAGAAGAUUGUUGAGAAGAUUCAGAAAAUUGGCCAGAGAAUCCGUGACUUUUUUAGCAAUCUUCGCCCCAGGCAAGAGGCCUAAGGGUCUGCUUUUCCCUGGCUCAGGCUUCUGGACCCUGCAAAAUAAAUUUUUGUGAAAGCAA
Felis catus (domestic cat) is the source of this 593-nucleotide messenger RNA. It is a transcript of the gene CAMP, whose product is annotated as cathelicidin antimicrobial peptide. NCBI's taxonomy places the organism in Eukaryota, Metazoa, Chordata, Mammalia, Carnivora, Felidae. Gene Ontology annotation, biological process: defense response to Gram-positive bacterium; innate immune response; defense response to Gram-negative bacterium. Gene Ontology annotation, cellular component: extracellular region. Gene Ontology annotation, molecular function: lipopolysaccharide binding. The record is from RefSeq and is marked provisional.